Atta colombica is the source of this 1993-nucleotide messenger RNA. It is a transcript of the gene Vha44, whose product is annotated as V-type proton ATPase subunit C. Lineage: Eukaryota; Metazoa; Arthropoda; Insecta; Hymenoptera; Formicidae. Gene Ontology annotation, cellular component: vacuolar proton-transporting V-type ATPase, V1 domain; lysosomal membrane. Gene Ontology annotation, molecular function: proton-transporting ATPase activity, rotational mechanism. Bases 261 to 1424 code for a protein of 387 amino acids. The transcript has 8 exons. Gene Ontology annotation, biological process: proton transmembrane transport. The record is from RefSeq and is a predicted model, not a curated record.
AGGCUACGGCGGCUUUAGUUGUCGGGCGGGUCGCAGGGCAGCAGCACGCAAUCUGUCAUCACGUGAGUGGUCACAAUGGUCUCUGAUGGUCCUGUCGUCGGCGAACAGCGUCGUCCAGCCUGCAAGAUCCUCUGAAGUCUCUUCGGUGGAAAGCCGACCUGGCGACCAACUGCGCGACAUCGACGACGAUAACGACGAGGAGGAGGCUUAGCUAUCUCCCGCUGGUUUAUUAGAACUUCAGUAGCAAAACACACUCAUUCAUGAUGACGGAAUAUUGGCUGAUUUCCGCGCCGGGAGACAAAACCUGUCAGCAGACGUGGGAAACUAUGAACAAUUUAACAUCCAAGCAGCACUCUCUAUCAGUGAACUACAAAUUUCACAUCCCGGAUCUGAAGGUUGGAACAUUGGAUCAGUUGGUUGGUUUGUCAGACGAUCUAGGCAAACUUGAUGGAUAUGUGGAGCAAGUAACGCGCAAAGUGGCGACGUAUUUGGGUGAGGUUCUGGAGGACCAGAGGGACAAGCUACAUGAAAAUCUGAUGGCCAACAAUAGUGAUCUGCCAUCAUAUAUAACUCGAUUCCAGUGGGACAUGGCUAAAUACCCCAUCAAACAAUCUUUGAGGAAUAUUGCGGAUAUUAUUAGUAAACAAGUGGGACAGAUUGAUGCUGAUUUAAAAACUAAAUCCACGAUAUACAACAAUUUGAAAGGCAGUUUACAAAAUUUAGAAAAGAAACAGACGGGGAGUUUAUUAACACGAAAUUUAGCAGACUUAGUAAAAAAAGAACAUUUUAUUCUGGACAGCGAAUAUUUAACUACUUUGCUUGUCAUUGUACCGAAAUCUAACUUUCAGGAAUGGUACGGUUGUUAUGAAAAACUGACAGAUAUGAUUGUACCACGCAGUACACAACUCAUUACUCAGGAUUCUGAAUACGGAUUAUUCACGGUCACUUUAUUUAAAAAAGUAAUGGAUGAAUUUAAAUUGCACGCUCGUGAAAAGAAGUUUAUUGUGCGAGAUUUUAUAUAUAAUGAAGAGGAAUUAGCAGCAGGAAAAAAUGAAAUUACAAAGUUGGUAACCGAUAAAAAGAAGCAAUUUGGACCACUUGUCCGUUGGUUGAAAGUGAAUUUUAGUGAAUGUUUUUGUGCUUGGAUUCAUGUUAAAGCUUUACGUGUAUUCGUUGAAUCCGUUCUUAGAUAUGGCUUACCUGUCAAUUUCCAAGCAAUAUUAUUGCAUCCGCAUAAGAAAUGCGCGAGGAGAUUACGUGACGCUUUGAAUCAGCUUUAUGCUCAUUUAGAUUCAUCUGCUACUGCUUCAACAGCGCACAAUCAAGAUAAUGUGGAUAUACCAGGAUUAGGUUUUGGCCAAAGUGAUUACUUCCCUUAUGUCUAUUAUAAAAUCAACGUGGAUAUGGUUGAUAGUAAGGUCUAAUUAAAGUCUGCGUUUUUCUCCUGAACAUCAUACUUCCUUUUAUUUAUCCAGAUGAUAUAAUUCUAUUACAUCAGGAAUCUAGUGGCAGGUGCGUACAAGUUUCUCACUUGCAUUAAUAUGUAAAAAGAAUAUUGCAUUUCCAAAAAAUUUCUUUCGAUUUUUCCGUAGCUGUUACGUUUAAUAAUUACGAAUCGCGUAAUUUACUACAAUUGGAGAAAAUUGUCACAUAGCCUUUUUCAGAAAUAGUUAUUUUUCUAAAUCGAUGAAAUUAGAACGAUGUAUAAACUGUAAUAUUGCUCGGAACUGUGCAUAAGAGUUGUGCAUUCCUUUAUACAUAUUGCUCCCAAGAGCCCCAAGUAUUGGGGUAUAAACAUAAAUCAAUUGAAGUUAUAGAUGAUAAUAAAGAUUCUCAGGCAAAUACCAUCAAUUGUAUGCUUUCGACUUGUAUGUCUUCUUGAUAUACUUGGAAACAGCACAUGUUUUACACGUUAUCGCAACAUAAAAAUGUAUAGCGUUUCUAAGUAGAAUUGCUACAAUGCAAUCUUAAUCCAUUAAUCUGUUAUAUAAAA